Saccharomyces eubayanus is the source of this 606-nucleotide messenger RNA. It is a transcript of the gene RTR2, whose product is annotated as putative protein-serine/threonine phosphatase. Gene Ontology annotation, molecular function: RNA polymerase II CTD heptapeptide repeat phosphatase activity; RNA polymerase core enzyme binding. The coding region runs from base 1 to 606 and encodes 201 amino acids. NCBI's taxonomy places the organism in Eukaryota, Fungi, Ascomycota, Saccharomycetes, Saccharomycetales, Saccharomycetaceae. The transcript has a single exon. The record is from RefSeq and is a predicted model, not a curated record. Gene Ontology annotation, cellular component: nucleus; cytoplasm.
AUGCAACCCAUGAUGUCUGUGAUAAGUAUUCCACUUAUACAAAAAGAAAUCCUUCAACCACACCAACUACAUGAGCAAUUGUCUUUGUUCGAAGCUCAAAUGGUUGAAUCAGCCAUAGUUUCUAUGCUCAGUGAGUCAUUCUGCAAAAAUGAGCAAACCUUGAAAUAUUUGGCACGGUUACUUUCACCAAUGUCAUAUCUGGAUAUUAUCAAUGCUAGGUCCGGGAAUAAAAUAUGUGGAUACCCGUUAUGUCAUGAAAGGAUAUCAGAAAACCUCUCUGAUGGUCUCCUUACCUACUCGAUAUAUUGCAGCAAAUUUCAUAGUAAAUGCUCGUUGUACUUGAUAAGACAAUUACCACAAAUACCUUUGAAUGAAAGAUCAGGGGUGCACUCAACUAGCUACUACAAUCCAAGCUUCAAUGAUGUUUAUAAUGUUGAUCUUUUGGAAGAGUUGAUUAGAAAUAGGAUAUCUACAGCUACGGUUACAUCACUGACUGCAGAUUUCGAGUGUCUUGAAGUUGACGAUAUCCACAAAGAUGAGACUACAUUACUAGAUGAAUAUUCUGUGCAAGUGACUACUGAAAAGAACUCAUGUAUGAAAUACUAG